Lathyrus sativus (Indian pea) is the source of this 672-nucleotide messenger RNA. NCBI's taxonomy places the organism in Eukaryota, Viridiplantae, Streptophyta, Magnoliopsida, Fabales, Fabaceae. The record is from the annotation of a GenBank genome assembly.
AUGCAAAACUCACCCACUAUUAUCUCAAUUCCGCCGCCGUUUCCCUUCCCUCCUUCGCCGCAGUCCGCCGGUCAAGUCGUUGUCCUUCCAGCACCGCCUCCACCGUUUCAACCAUUCGCCACCGCUCCCAGCUCCGUCUUUCAAAUCACCGUCCACCCUGCACCCCCUCAACCACCGCCUUUCGCCGGCGAGUCUAGCUCCGUCGAUUUAUCACCUCUGGAGUUUCUCCUUGCUCUUAUUGCUAUUGUCGCCAUUCCUGCCUUGAUCUAUACGUUUAUCUUCGCCUACGGAUGUUCAUCCUCUGACCGUCGGAGAUCCGAUGAUAUAUCCGACGCUCAAUCAGUUGCAUCGGAACUCUCUCGCCAUGAUGUGGAAAGUGUUCCUGCUGGAGAAUCUGCCGGACUGAAGUACCAGGAGAUAUGUCCGACGAAAAUCAGCGGCGAGUGUCCGGUGUGUUUGUCGGUGUUUGCUGACGGUGAGGAAGUUCGGGAACUGAGCGUAUGCAAACACUCGUUUCACAGUUCUUGCAUCGAUCUGUGGCUCAGCAACCACUCCAAUUGCCCAAUUUGCCGUACAACUGUUACCGACGAUGCUGCGACGGUUAAAAGCUCCGGUCCCAACAGAGACGGUGAUCUUCAACUGGUUCCCGAUGAUGCUUCUUCUUUGGUUUGA